AUGCUGCUAGAUAUGGGUGCUGAUGUCCAUGCACAAGGAGGCGAGUAUAGCAGUGUGUUGCAGGCAGUAGUAGAGCGAGGCUAUAAGAUAGUGGUGCAGAUGCUACUGGACACGGGUGCUGAUGUGAACGCACAACAAGGCGUGUUUAGCAACGCGCUGCAGGCGGCAUUAUUUAUGGGGCAGGAGACAGUGGUGCAGAUGCUGCUGGAUACAGGUACUAAUGUCAACGCACAAGGAGGCGAGUAUAGCAAUACGCUACAGGCGGCAUCCUAG
Messenger RNA from Cyphellophora europaea CBS 101466, 273 nucleotides. RefSeq lists its product as uncharacterized. The coding region runs from base 1 to 273 and encodes 90 amino acids. Gene Ontology annotation, molecular function: protein binding. The record is from RefSeq and is a predicted model, not a curated record. NCBI's taxonomy places the organism in Eukaryota, Fungi, Ascomycota, Eurotiomycetes, Chaetothyriales, Cyphellophoraceae. The transcript has a single exon.